Molecule: messenger RNA, 743 nt
Organism: Suncus etruscus (white-toothed pygmy shrew)
Lineage: Eukaryota; Metazoa; Chordata; Mammalia; Eulipotyphla; Soricidae
Gene: GADD45GIP1
Product: GADD45G interacting protein 1
Exons: 2
Coding region: 40-729 (229 amino acids)
Cellular component (GO): nucleus
Source: RefSeq, a predicted model, not a curated record
GCCAGCCCGGCCGGCUCGCGAGGACCCCUCACGGCCAAGAUGGCGGCGCCCACGGGUCCGGCGCGCCGCCUGCUCGGCCUGGCGGUGACCCUGCGCCCGGGCUCGCGUGGGUACCGGGCGCCGCCGCCCCCGCGUCGCUCGCGCAAGCCGUGGUGGCCGGACCCGGACAACCUGCUGACCCCGGCCUGGCAGCUGCGGCCCCGCCACGCAGCCAAGCAGUUCGCGCGCUUCGGCGCCGCCUCCGGGGUGGACGCCGGCUCGCUGUGGCCGUCGCCCGAGCAGCUGCGCGAGCUGGAGGCGGAGGAGCGCGAGUGGCACCCGAGCCUGGCCGCCAUGCAGGAGUCGCUGCGGGCCAAGCGGCUGGAGGAGCAGCGCAAGCGGCAAGAGAGGGAGACACUCAUCGCCGAGCGCAUGGCCCAGAUGCCGCAGAUGAUCGAGAACUGGCGGCGGCAGCAGCAGCAGCGGCGGGAGAAGGCAGAGGCUGACAAGGAGCGGCGGGCAAGGCUGCAGGCAGAGGCCCAGGAGCGCCUGGGCUACCAUGUGGACCCCCGCAGCGCCCGCUUCCAGGAGCUGCUACAGGACAUGGAGAAGCAGCAGCGCAAGCGCCUCAAGGAAGAGAAAUUGAGACAGAAGAAAGAGGCAAGGGCGGCCGCGCUGGCCUCAAGCACCUCCACGGCCUCGAUCAAGGCCCAGGACCCUGGCACCACACCUGCCAAUCCUGACCAAUAAAAGGUGUUCCCCAA